This is a messenger RNA of Triticum dicoccoides, 1290 nucleotides long. RefSeq names its product translation initiation factor IF-2-like. The record is from RefSeq and is a predicted model, not a curated record. The transcript has a single exon. NCBI's taxonomy places the organism in Eukaryota, Viridiplantae, Streptophyta, Magnoliopsida, Poales, Poaceae. The coding region runs from base 198 to 1046 and encodes 282 amino acids.
UCCACCACGCGCCGGACGUGACAAAACGGCUCCGCGCCCCCUCCUCCUCCCUCGCCCACCAAGUUCUCCGGCCCGGACACUGACCGGCCGCGCCCACGCCCAAACCGGCCGCGCCCCACACUCUUUUUCUUUCACACUCCUGGAGAGCUCAGUCCUGAACUCCUGAUCCCCACCUCGCGGCGCCGUCGGGUCCGGCCAUGGCGUACUCCAAGGGAGCUGGCGGCGGCGGGAUGUCGGCGGUGGACGCCAUCCUCGCGGAGGCGGCCGACCUGGUCGCGCUGGAGCAGAUCGCCAGGCUCAACACCGCGCACCUAGCCGGCCUCGACGACUCGGCGCUCCCGUCCAGCCUCGAGUCCCGCUUCCGCAAGCUCAAGUCCCUCCCCACCGCCCCCGCGCCGCCCGCCAAGACACUGGGCCGGAGCGCCACCGCGCCGCCGCAGCGCCGCGACGAUCCUCCCGCCGACCCGCUCCCGCAACCGCACGCGGACCCUCUCUCCCCCGCUCCGGUCGCCCCGGCGAGCCAGCAAAAGGAGCAGAGCCCUCCGCCGCAGCCGCAGUCUGAUCCUCCUAAGAAGAGCGUCCCCGCGGUCCGAGAAGAUGGCGAGGAGGAGGAGGACAUGGAGCGGCUCUUCGGGGCAGGGCGCGGCCGGCCGACGCUGAGGGAGCGGAACAGGGGCAGGGACGAGGACGGCUCCCUGUCGCCGCCGCCGCCGCGCCAGGCGUGCUGCUUCCCCUUCUCGCCCAAGAAGGCCCCGCAGAGGGCCCCGGCGGCGAGGAGCAGGAAGGACCGCGUCGGAGGAGCGCCGGGCGACGACGUCCUCGGCAUCGACGCCGGCGAGUGGGGCGACGAGAACAGGAGGAUGGUCACGGAGCUCAAGGAGCAGCAGCGCAAGCUCAAGAAGGCGCUCGAGGAGCAGGUCAAGGUCAGCAGGGAGACGGCCAAGAUGGCGCGGUGGGUCAAGCAGGCCUCCGCGCGCAUGACGCACACGGACGCCAUUGACGACCUGCUCAGCGACAUCGACGACGACGACGACGAGCUCAAGUGAAGAGAUUUCUGCUCUGCUUUCCUUGUGUUCCAAAGCUUCUGCUUCAUCUUUUCGGAAAAUUUCCCUGGCUUGGACACACAAACUAUAUAUAUGAAGAUGUUUAGGUUGCAAUGCAUAGUAGUACUAGCUAUAUAUGAGUUGGACUUCAGAAAGAGGGAUAUAAAUUCUGCUGUUUUAGACGAAGAGAGGUGUAUGGAAAUGUUGGAUCUUCUGUUCUUGUUUCUUAUAUUCUUACUACGAGUUA